Molecule: messenger RNA, 431 nt
Organism: Entamoeba invadens IP1
Lineage: Eukaryota; Evosea; Mastigamoebida; Endamoebidae
Exons: 2
Source: RefSeq, a predicted model, not a curated record
CUGCUGCGCAAAUCCAGUGCCAGAGAUCUACCCAUAUGAGCAAAGAGGCGGGCGCGUACAUCGUGCUACAGGAGAGGGCGACUCCAAAAUCAAGUCAACAACUCUGUGACAACAUGGCUAUCGCAGCUUCAAAGGCACUUGCUGACUUUGCAGAGAAGAGGGGAAUCACACCAGACAACAUCAUUGGGACUAUGGACGAGCCAGGCAUCUUCCCACGAGAGGCAGCAGACGUCGCUAUGCAAGCUAUCAAAGACGGAGUCGCGAGAAUCACAAAUUUGACGUGGCAACAGGUCUACGAUAUGGCAGAGAAGGACAUCAAGGAGGCACGCGAAGGUGCCGACCUUCUCAUCGAAAAGAAAUUCAUCAAGGAGUUCCCACAGGAUCUUCUUGACGAGUCGAUCAACACGGCUAUCAAUGUAGCUACUAAAUAA